CUGGCGAGACCAAAAUGGCACUGUCCAGAAUAACGGCACGUAUCUUAGCAAGAAAUGCACUAAAACCGCUAGAAAUCAGAACUUUCCAAACAUCUUCGUCUCAGCUAGCGAAGAAAAUACAAGAGCGUGAAGAGAACGGUACUACCAUAAUAGAAGCCAUUUAUGUGGAUUCACCACGAAAGGGCCGUGUUGUAAAAACACAGCACAGCAAUCCAGGAUGCCCGCUUUGCAGACUCGGAAUCACAAAUCUAAGAUACACUGACGUCCUAAUAACUAGUCAGUUCAUGGACUCUAAAGGAAAGCUUCUUCCACAACACGUCACAGGGCUGUGCAAUAAACAACACAAGCAGAUGGGAUUGCUUUUGUACCAGGCACAGAGAAGUGGCCUGCUUCACAACGAGGAACGCUUACCGAGGGAGCGUUGGCAGGAGCUGAACAACUAUUUUGGCAAAACUAAAUUGAAAAUUGAUUUUGGAAAGCCACUUUUGGACAUCAACGAAUACCUCAAGAAACCAAACAUACAAGAUGGGCCUUUGGCAGUGCUCAAUCGCAAAGAACCAAAGUUUCAUUUCCUACAAAUGCAGUGACCUGCAGUGACCACAUUCCCCAUAUCCGCUGCGGAUGCGGUCGCAGAUCCUACAUGUGUGGAUGCCGUGCGGAUGCGGAUACUGUCAGUUCUAUCCACGCUCACCUCUAAUUAUGUGAGAGAUCACAAAACUUUGCCAAGUUUCUCAUUUGGCAGAAGAACGUCCAAGACGCUACAUAAACAUCGAUGAUCACAAUGUAGAAACAUCAAACGCGUGCAAGGUUCCAAAAAAGCUGGCGGCAGUGAUAUUUGCAGUGUAUUCUCUCCAGGAAGAUGGUGUUUGAUAGGAGCCGCUGGAAAAACAAAGUUCGCCCCCAGUGCAACUGAAAUAAAUGUGUGUGGCAGGAGCGCCUCAGUCCCAACAACCCU
Molecule: messenger RNA, 955 nt
Organism: Ornithodoros turicata
Lineage: Eukaryota; Metazoa; Arthropoda; Arachnida; Ixodida; Argasidae
Product: large ribosomal subunit protein mL66-like
Exons: 5
Coding region: 15-587 (190 amino acids)
Biological process (GO): mitochondrial translation
Cellular component (GO): mitochondrial small ribosomal subunit; ribosome
Molecular function (GO): small ribosomal subunit rRNA binding; structural constituent of ribosome
Source: RefSeq, a predicted model, not a curated record